AUGGACAAUCUUCAAGCGCUGGAUUUAGUGCAGCCCACUAGGAGGUUCCUGACAGAAAAAGCGGAUGACCUCAUGUGCCUGCUGGGACUUGACGACCCCUGUGGCUUCCCCUGCUUUCUGCCAGGAACACGCCCAGACCGCCCGGCAGAAUCCAGAAAGUUCCGGGCUACAACAAUAUCGAGCAAAGACAUAUCGUCAACCUGCAUAAAUGCUCUGUGUGGCCCGAGGAGCCUUGAACCUCAAAGCGCCAUGGCGAACUUGAGAAGCGGCAGGCUGCUUACCUGCUUUUACUGCGGGAAGCGCUCAUCAACGCGAUACGAUGGCCUGAUUCGAGAGUUCCUGUGCCUGAAAUGCGACGCAACCAACUACUUGGACGAGCGCGGAGACAUCACCGACCCUCCCGUAGCCAAGACAACCUCGACGCCUGCUGCGACGACGUAUGCGAUACCACGAUCUCAGUCUCCCGACUUUAGCAGCCCAUCACAGAGCAUCUUCUGUGCGACAUGUCUCAAGAACCAGCAUUUGUUCACCAGCUCCCUGGCACAAUACCUACCCGAAGACCCAGAUCACCCCGACUAUGUCGAGCUCGAGAGGAACAUGUACAAAUUUCGCCGCCGACUCGAACAGCGAUACCCCCAAAUUUGCGCCCAAUGCGAACCCAAAGUCCAAGCUCAGUUGGAUCAAGCUGGCUAUACGGCGCGGACCGACCACUUGCGACGCAUGAUGGAUAGGAGCAGGAAGGUCCGGGUCGCUCCAAAACAAUUGACGUCGCUGGAUAUCGCGGCCAAGGUGGGCAAGUGGCUCUGGUUUGUGGGAAUCUCUUGUCAAUACCUGUGGCAUGUCGCGUCGUUGUCUGUUGUCUUUGCGGUGGACCAGAACGAGGGACCACUGCGCGAUCCCGAUGCCGAAACAACAAUGGCUCAAAGGCUGUCGCUCGCUCUCACACUGCUUCUCCCUCACCCUGAGAGGUUGAUAUACUGGAGUCUAUGGGCAAAUGCUGUGAGCAUCUGGUGGAAUCCAAAAUUUGUCCAGGUCUUCCGCGGUUUCUCUCGCCAUAUCCUAGGUCUGUCGCACUGGUAUACCUUUCAGGGGCUCAUCAUCUUCACGAGAUUUCUGGCCAUGAGAAUGACCGAACUGAAAGGCGGUCGAUCGGCCGAAGGGAGCGCCCAGAUGAGCCUUCAUGGACUGAUGGCUCUAUUGAUGUUGGCUAUAUACAUACUCGCCCAACGAUCUGUACACGUCGACAUGACACCACUAUUCCAAAACACCGGAACACCUGCUGCGUCACCACCGAGACCGCAACAAGCGCAAGCUCGAGAGGAUGACAACAAGAACAUGGCUAAUCUCCUCGACGACAUCCUGGCCGAGUCCAGCCCGAGGCCCGGGAUUCCUCCGAGUCCAACGAGUGUUGGCUCAGCUUCACCAGCACUCUUCCAGCGGGAACUGCAGCACCGAUCGAGCAACCGAAACAUUGGCAUUAAUACUCCUCAUAAGCUACCACAGCCCCAGUAUUCGGAGGAAAUGGACUGGUCCCCGACUCAGUCCAAACACCGAGCCUUUAACGACUUUGGACCUCCGAAGGCCCCGAACCAGGUAUUUGGGCAACCAGAUCCAGGCCCGAACUCGAGCCCGUUCUGGUACAAGGUUCCUCCCGCGCCGAUAACACCGGCGCAGAAGCUUCGCAACGGUCCCAAAGUGUUGACGAAACCGGUGGAGAAAAAAUCCAUCUUCUCAACCGGCAGGACGGAUGCGUCUCAAGCGCGGGGCGAAGACGCGAACGGCGACGCGGGCAGGGUGGCAUUCGCGCAGCCCACGUUCUUCGCGCCCUCGGCAUCGAACCCCAGCGAUCCACGCAGCUCCCUGGCCGAUCUACUCAAUUCGAGUUUCACGCUGAGCCUAGACGACGACGACGACGAGGGAGAGACGACGACAACGACGGAAACAGGAAAUAGGCACGCCGAGCCUGCGCUCCCCGGACCCUCGGUACGAACGGUCGGUCUGCGUAAUAACCGCCUACUGGACGUUUUCACCUUGGCGAUCCUCCUCGGCGCGUGGCUCCACGCGACGUCUGCAUCAUACCCGUACAGCCGGGACGUAAUGCUUGGCGCCAUGCUGCUAAGCAUGACCAUUGCCAUCCACCUCACCGGCGACGCAAUCAGGGACAUGCGCAACGAGAACACGCCCACCUGGGCGUCCAUCAUCAACACGUCGCUGGGGAUAGCGGAGCUAGCGGUGGCAUGUCACUUUGCGCUCCAGAUCUGGAGCGAUCGGACGCCGACGUCCGGAUUACAUGGCGCUUCGGUCAUUGGUGCGAUACUCGCACAUGAGAUGUGGAACGCUGCUUGCUAG
Messenger RNA from Colletotrichum orchidophilum, 2349 nucleotides. RefSeq lists its product as uncharacterized. Bases 1 to 2349 code for a protein of 782 amino acids. Lineage: Eukaryota; Fungi; Ascomycota; Sordariomycetes; Glomerellales; Glomerellaceae. Gene Ontology annotation, cellular component: microtubule organizing center attachment site; nuclear inner membrane; mitotic spindle pole body. The transcript is spliced from 4 exons. The record is from RefSeq and is a predicted model, not a curated record. Gene Ontology annotation, biological process: nuclear inner membrane organization.